AUGUCGUCUCGCAAGAUCACACCGGUUCCCAGUACGUUGGAAGCAGCUGUGGUCAUCGAUCUGUCCAUAAAAGACGGCCUUUCGGUUCGACAGAUCGUAUGGGACGAGUUACUGAAAUUUCGCGAAACGAUUGGCAUAAACUUUCAGAGGAUCCCCUUUGAGAAAUUAGACUUUGGCGAAACCAAAAGUUUGGACGCAUUUUACAACGCCGACGUGGCGAUCGUCGAUUUGAGCAUUUCGCAUCAACGCAGUACGAUGUGUUACCAUCUUGGCGUCAGAGAGAGCAUGAAUCAGAGUUACAACGUCAUUCUAUACUUUUGCGACGACACGAACGACAAGAGCGUUUCCAGGCUGAAGAUGCCAUUUACGAAUUACAAAAUACUGGGCUACAUGGUUCAGGAAGGAUGUUUGAUUGCGAUAGAUUAUUGUCAGAUAGUGUCGAAUAUGCCCAGCAGUGUAUCAACUUCUUCGUCAGGGACUUCAAGUGCAUCGUUCCGUUGUAAGAUCAAAAAGUUUCUGAAAGAUGUACAAAUAGAUGCAAGUGCUCAUAGUAAAGAAAAGUUUCUGCUGGAUUUGAGGCAGGCCAGGCAGGCAUUCGAUUCCGAAAACUUGAGUGAAGUGUUGGACAAGUUGCGCCUUCGACUUGAUGACCCGGAUGUACUGUCCGUUGACACGGUUGUUAACAUGUUAUUGUCGUAUCGGGACAUUCAGAACUACGAUGCGAUGGUGUCGCUGGUGGAAGACCUAGCCAGUAUUCCCAAAAGCAAGAUUCACGAGGCAGCAGCGGUGCAGUUCAAUUACGCCUUUGCUUUGAAUAGGCGAAACAUCGGUAGUGAUAGAGAGAAAGCGUUAGAAAUCAUUUUGAAAACAGUGGAGAAGCAGGAAAACCAAGUACCGGACUUCUUGUGUUUGGCUGGACGGAUUUAUAAAGAUCGCUUUAUCGAAUCAGAGUUUACUGAUAACGACGCCAGGGAUAAAGCUGUUUACUGGUAUCGGAAAGGCUUUGAAAAUCAGCCGAACGAAUACGCGGGUAUUAAUCUCGCAACAUUGCUGUCGGUCGCAGGACAGACUUUUCAGAACAGCUCGGAACUGCAGCAAAUCGCCUUGAUGCUCAGCAGCCUGUUGGGUCGAAAGGGUUCAUUGGCCAACAUGAAGGACUAUUGGGACGUAGCGACGUUCUUUGAAAUUAGCGUGCUUGCUGAAAAUUAUCCAAAUGCCUGCCAAGCAGCUCUUCAUAUGUUCAUGCUAAAGCCCCCUGCUUGGUUUUUAAAGUCAACGGUCGGCAAUAUUAAGCUGUUGAUACAGUUUCGCGAGGGCAUUCCUCCUCGUUCUCCAGAAAGUUACGCCGAUUACAAACAAUUUUCUUUCUGGAUGGAUUUUUUCGUGGAAACGUCGAAAUCCGAUGAGAAAUGCAUCGAUACCCGUUUUCCCGUUUUAAGCAUGGAGCCUAGCAAAUUGUACAUUCCAAGUUACGUAUCGGUUAACCAGGAAAAUAAGUCGCUUUCGCUGUGGCACGUUGUGACAAAGAACAAGACAAAGCUGUGCCAAUGGUGUUUCCCAUCAGAAUUGAUUCGUGCUGUCAGUGCGGCAAAGCGCGACGAACGCGGUGUGUUUCUGUAUGUGUACCAGAAUUCUGACGACUUCAUGCUCUUCUUUCCAACUGAUGAACAUCGACAAAGGUUUCUCGACCUCGUUGAUGAAAUAACCUCAAAUCUUGCCGGUUGUAAGCUACUUGGUGAGAGCAUCGAUUCUUCGAACGUAACGUAUGAAUUCGAGGUCGACAGCAACGGUCAAAAGGUUAUACUUGGUAAAGGAACAUUUGGAACGGUGUUUGCUGGCAGAGACUUGACAUCGCAACGCACGAUCGCGAUAAAGGAGGUUGAAAUUAAGAACCCCGAAGAAGUACAGCCACUGAUGGAAGAGAUUCAGUUGCAUUCCACGCUCGUCCACAAGAACAUCGUUCAGUACCUGGGUUGCGAAGUGUCGGACGAUGAAAGCGUAUUCAGGAUAUUUAUGGAACAGGUUCCGGGAGGUAGUCUUUCACUGUUGCUGCGCAAUAAAUGGGGUCCAUUGAUCGAUAACGAACCGACGAUGGCGUACUACGCGAAACAGAUCUUGGAAGGUCUUAACUACUUGCAUUCACAAAAAAUUGUACAUCGUGAUAUCAAAGGCGAUAACGUGCUCGUAAACACAUACAGUGGGCUGUGCAAAAUCUCUGACUUCGGCACAUGCAAACGUUUGGCUGGUUUGAAUCCAGUGACGGAUACUUUUACCGGUACCAUCAGUGAUGUUACUCGUUCGGCGAAGACAGCCGCUUUCUACAUCGUCUCUUUUUUAGGUACCUUGCAAUACAUGGCGCCGGAGGUGAUUGACGAGGGUCAGCGCGGGUACGGUGCACCAGCGGAUAUCUGGUCCUUUGGCUGCACCAUGAUCGAAAUGGCUACCGGGAAACCUCCGUUUCUUGGUUCGCCACAGGCAGCCAUGUUCAAAGUCGGCAUGUACAAAACUCACCCGCCUAUUCCUGAAAAUCUUUCCUCAGAGGCAAAGAGCUUUAUACUGAGAUGUUUUGAAGCUGAUCCUCAUCAACGAAUUACUGCAGCCAAUUUGUUGUGUGACUACUUUUUCGAAGCGUAUGUUUUUCUGCUUGUCAUUUUGCACAAACUCUGUAUUAACCCCGUUAUUUCGACUCCUGAGCAUUUUCUGUGCAUUCUCUGUUCACACGCCCAAAGUUUGGCCUCAUUUUGA
Soboliphyme baturini is the source of this 2745-nucleotide messenger RNA. The record is from the annotation of a GenBank genome assembly. Lineage: Eukaryota; Metazoa; Nematoda; Enoplea; Dioctophymatida; Soboliphymatidae.